This is a messenger RNA of Phlebotomus argentipes, 1320 nucleotides long. It is a transcript of the gene DNApol-alpha50, whose product is annotated as DNA primase small subunit. The transcript has 5 exons. Lineage: Eukaryota; Metazoa; Arthropoda; Insecta; Diptera; Psychodidae. The coding region runs from base 73 to 1320 and encodes 415 amino acids. The record is from RefSeq and is a predicted model, not a curated record. Gene Ontology annotation, cellular component: alpha DNA polymerase:primase complex. Gene Ontology annotation, biological process: DNA replication, synthesis of primer.
CUGUGACAGAGUGUAAACAAGGCAUUUUUUCUUCUCCUGCCCAAAACUACCCAAAAUAUCUUAAAAAAAACAAUGUCUUUAGCUUCAGUUAAUACACAAAUGAACUCUGAAGUGCUGCCCGAACAUCUGAAAAUGUACUACAAGCGCUUGUUUCCGUACAAGCAAUUUUAUCAGUGGCUUUCUUAUGAUGAUGAAAAACUCUUUCAGCACAGAGAAUUCUGCUUCACCUAUGACGGUGAUGUGUUUCAGCGGUACCUCACUUUCGACGAUCAGGAACACAUGGCGAAGGAAAUGACGGCGAAAGUGCCCUCGAAGAUAGAUAUUGGUCCAGUGAUGAAUGUGAGGCCCAAUAAGUUGGGUUUGGCCCAGAAUCUGCGCUUCCGGCAGCGAGAGCUAAUAUUUGAUAUCGACAUGACGGACUACGAUGAGAUCCGGACUUGCUGCUCUGGUGCUGCGAUUUGCCACAAGUGCUGGAAGUUUAUGAGUGUCGCGUGUGACAUCCUUGGCGCUGCCCUGCGAGAGGAUUUUGGCUUCGAGAACAUCCUGUGGGUCUUCAGUGGUCGACGAGGCAUUCACUGCUGGAUUAGCGAUCACAAUGCCCGAGAAUUAACUGGGGAAGUUCGCAGUGCUGUGGUGCAGUAUCUGAAUCUGGUGGGCAGGAAUGAAACCUCUGGUCGCUAUGACAUCGAGUGUGAUUAUAUGCAUCCGCGUGUUCAGAGAACGCUCGCGACAAUCAACGCGGUUUUCGAGGAGAUUUGCCUUCAGGAUCAGGAUCUCUUCAACAAUGCUGACAAUAUUCAGAAAUUUAUUCUCUCCCGCAUUCACAAUGAGACAAUUCGCAAUGAAUUGAAACUGAAACUCCUGGGAUUGCCAAAUAAUUCGAAGAUUGUUUGGCAGACGUUCGAGGGCUACAUGAAUGCGGUCAAAGGGAAGAAUCCGCGACUCAAGUACCUCGUGGAUGACUUGAAGAUCUUCCUGACAUAUCCUCGAUUGGAUAUAAAUGUGACUAAUACGAUGAAUCACUUGCUGAAGGCGCCCUUCUGCGUACAUCCCAAGACGGGAAAAGUUUGUGUGCCUUUCACACCUGGAAUGACGGCGAAUUUUGAUCCGGCUUCCGUUCCCACAAUCAUGGAUCUGUGUAAGGAAAUUGAUGCUUAUGAUGCCAAAAAAGCGGAGGAUGCUGAAAAAUUCGACGUAGAAGUGGGAAAUAUCCAGACCUACAAGAAGACAUCGCUUCACAAAGCUGUUCACAUCUUCGAGGAAUUCAUCAGGAAGUGCGGAAAGAGGGCCGAGAAGAGGAAAGACACAAUGGAUUUUUAA